UGCAGUUCAGUUCAGUUUAUCGAUUUGUCAGUUCGAUGGUGUUGAGUUCUGUCGUUAGAUUCUAGGCUCGGUGUCGUUCAUUUAAACGUAUUGAAUGGGAUUUUUUUAUGAAAUAAAAGUUUUUUGUGGUGUGUGAUUGAAGCCGGUCUAAAAUGACGAAAGAUAGAUUGGCAGCUUUGGUUGCGGCCCAAAGCGACGACGACGAUGUGGGCCCAGAUGAUGUUGCUGUCAAUGUUGAGGGGAGGGAUGGUUUUAUGGAUGCAUUUUUUGCCGAGGUGGAAGAGAUACGGGACAUGAUAGAUAAAAUACAGGCAAAUGUAGAGGAAGUGAAGAAAAAACAUAGUUCAAUACUAUCGGCACCCCAGAGCGAUGAAAAAACGAAACAAGAACAAGAAGACCUCAUGGCCGACAUAAAGAAAACUGCCAACAAAGUUCGUUUGAAACUAAAGACCAUCGAACAGAGUAUAGAACAAGAAGAACAAAACAACAAAUCCUCCGCCGACUUGAGGAUAAGAAAAACGCAGCAUUCAACACUGUCCAGGAAGUUCGUGGAGGUCAUGACAGAGUACAACAGAACUCAGACCGACUACAGGGAGAGGUGUAAGGCUAGGAUACAGAGACAGUUGGAGAUCACUGGCAGACAGACCACAAACGAAGAGCUCGAGGAGAUGUUGGAACAAGGCAAUCCGGCAGUCUUUACUCAAGGUAUUAUAAUGGAGACUCAGCAGGCUAAGCAGACGCUGGCUGAUAUCGAAGCCAGGCACGCUGACAUCAUCAAAUUGGAGAACUCCAUCAGGGAGCUCCACGAUAUGUUCAUGGAUAUGGCGAUGUUGGUAGAGAAUCAAGGCGAGAUGAUCGAUCGUAUCGAAUAUCAUGUCGAGCAUGCGGUCGACUAUGUUCAAACCGCCACCCAAGACACCAAGAAAGCAUUAAAAUACCAAAGUAAAGCCAGGCGGAAGAAAAUUAUGAUCCUUGUAUGCUUAACAAUUUUGGGAUUGAUUAUCACCUGUACUAUUGGAGGAUAUCUUGGAAUUAUCUAAACUGAUACCUCCCCAUGAAAAAGGAUCGAUUUGGGGUCGCAGAACGAUAACUUGCUUUUUGUCGAUUGUGAAAUUGGCAUUGUUUCAUUGUUGGGGCAUCAUAAUUGAAGUUCAAUCAUUAUUUAAAGAAAGAAUCAAUACAAACAUAGUUGAUUGUAUGCAGAUCUUGUAGUUCUAUAUAGGUUAGGUUAAUUGAAUAUAAAAGAAAAUAUUUAAGAUGAAACGUUUACUAUAGCAAUAAAUGUUGAUUUGAAAAAUGUGUGAUAUUAAAAAGUUAACUUAUUUACACCUCGGUUCAUGAUAUAUUUUCGCUGAAUGCAUUCAAUAUUGUACAGAAAAUGUAAGAUUCUUCUUUCUGAAAUCGAUUCGAGGAAAACAUGCCAAAAUUUAAUCAUUCGAACGUUCAUAGCGCAUUCUGAAAUGUUCAGCAGGGAACUAAAAUAUACGAGUAUAAUGAAAUCAAAAAUUGUGAUUAGAUAUUCGAAAUGCCGAAAAAUGCAGUUAUAAGUGAAUAAUUUCAUCAUUGAAAUCGAAUAGGAACACUGCCUUUAUUAUCUCGUAUAUCUAACACUGUAUAUAAAAGAAAACAAGCUUCUUAAGGGUAUCAAAGAUUUUAGUUCAAUGCUGUAAUAUUCGAAUGCUUAUUCGCCAGAAAUUAAAUACGAUGGUUACAUAUUGUAUGGCCUAACUCCUCGCAGGGGCAGUAUAUGCUAUCAGAUAAAAAUAACGAAUCAGAUUAGAAACUGAAAAACUGUUCACGAUUCCUUUAUUUAUAAAAAAUUUGGGAGCGAAAAUAUGCUCUGAAGGCUAUUUUGAACUUCAUCCUGUGGUGUACAUGUGCCUAAGAUGUACAGAAGUGAUUUGAUAGUCUUGCUUAGCAUGAUCAUUCUUAAUUAGAUUCAAAAUUAAUGGAAGACAAAAAUCUCGGUACUGAAGAUUAUAAAUAUUCGAGCAUGUGCAUUUUUCUUACCAAAAGGUUUGCUGUGGUAUGUAGAAAAUAAACGAUUUAGGAAAAUUUAUUGAUUCACUCGACAACAUAUCAUUAAUACUAAAUUGUAGACUCACAUAUCGUGUAAAAAUAGCAGAACACCCCAUAUACACAUGUACACCCAAACCACAUGUCGUCUUCCUCUUGAAAACCCUUUGAAAAACUGUUUAACCAACUUAUAGUAAACCCCCUUUUUAUAUUCGUUUGGACAUUAUGUAGGCUUUCAAUUGAUCUCUAAAUAUUAAAAUGAAGAGUCUUUCGUCGUUAUAUUUGUAUACUUAUUAGACAAUUUUAUACUGAACCUGGGUAUUUAGAAAUCCAUAGACAGUGAUUGGUUUAGAAUUCAGUCUUGAAAAAAUAGUUUUCUAAUGUUAGCACCAAUGUAAAAUGGAUCCGAAAUCACAUCUCAAAUUCCUAAUUUCCGAUGUUUUUUACCUUAAGUUCAUUGUAUUAUUCAAUAAAUCAUUUAGUUUAGCUCGAAUUUGGCGGGAUAAUAAAAUUUUCAUUACUCCUUUUUCAUUAACAGACACCGAGUUUAGAGAUGUGAUUUUCUCGACCAUUUCUGCGUAUUUGUCAAUUCGAAUGAAAAAUCCUUCAAAUCUGUAAAAAAUAUUUUCCUGUAUCAGCAGAUACACUUAAGUGAGAUUAAAAAACUUUUUAACAAAUAUGUAGUCUUUGAUGAAAUUGUAAUUAUUAUAGCGUACUGUUUUAGAUGUAUGGUGUUUCUCAUUCAUUUUCCAGUGCCGUAGUGUGAAACUUGUAUCGUGUUAAAUCUCAAAUUUUAUUUUUUCAUAAAUGUGGAGUCAACUCCUCUGGCUAUCACUUUCUCCUCAACAACGCACCCCAGGUGCAUUGUUUAGAGUUGAAUCACAUGUGUAUCUAACGUCAAUAUUGUGACAAUACCUACAAUGGAAAAAGGAGUUGAAAACUUACAGGAUUUAGUAAAUUUCAUUACUAUUCAUUGUUUUUCUUCACUUUUUAUGGAGGUUUAAGGAUUUCUUUUUUUAUUCUAUUUUCCAUUUUUGUAUAAGCAUUCGUUGGAUAAUUGUUUAAUUUGUAUCUGUUGAAUUGAAUAGUAAAAUUAUUAACUUAAAACAUUGCAACAUUGUUCAAAAAUAUAUUAACGUUCCAAAAUACUAUAACAAAAUCAAAAUCAGUAAAGCAUUGGUAAGGAAUUGCUUCUGAGGGUAGGACAUUCAAUUAUAACGAAAAGGCAUCUACAAAUUUGAGGAUAUAUUUUUGUAAAUUGUUUAUCGUGAUAGCCAGAGGAUAUAAAUGUGAUUCAAUAAAUGUAAAUCCUUUUUAACUUUCAAUGAGCACAAAAAAGAAUCCUAUCGAAAAUUAAAGCUUAGUUGUUCGCUACCCACACUUCUUCAUGUAAUCCAUUAAAAUGUUACCAGUUGUUUUUGAAUUCAAGGAGAUGUGAGAUCGUUUGAAAAUCAGUCAUAGCAUGAUUUAUAAGAAGUUAUGAAAAAACUGAUAUGAUCUUCACAAAAGAUUCAUAGGUAUAAUUUGAUGUUUUUGAGUCGACUGAUUUUCAAAUGUCAAUUCUUUCUCACUCGUGUGUUGUGACCUUCCUAGAAUAGUUACACACUCCUUUUACUGUAAAUUAUCAAUGUGCACUCGUCCACAAGGUAGUGAAAAAGGAGCUAAUCAAAAAUGUAGAUUUUCAUCGAAUUGUACAUACACUUAGGUACUAAACUGCUUGAUUUGAUUGCGGGAUCAUUCUUUAGGACAAUAAAUAUAAAUAUUCGAAAAUAAAUUCUUAGAAAAUUAUUUUGUUAGCGAUUAUUAUUUCAAUUUCUCAUUGUAGGUGGCAAAUUUUCAUUAUCUUGUGAAUGCUGUAAAAUAGUUAUCAAUUAAAUUAUCCAAUAUAAAUAUUGAAGUGGAAAUUAAAUUAAUAAACCUUCUAAAAUAA
Messenger RNA from Coccinella septempunctata (seven-spotted ladybird), 3946 nucleotides. RefSeq names its product syntaxin-1A-like (gene Syx1A). Gene Ontology annotation, cellular component: presynaptic active zone membrane; plasma membrane; endomembrane system. Bases 153 to 1040 code for a protein of 295 amino acids. The transcript is spliced from 10 exons. Lineage: Eukaryota; Metazoa; Arthropoda; Insecta; Coleoptera; Coccinellidae. The record is from RefSeq and is a predicted model, not a curated record. Gene Ontology annotation, biological process: synaptic vesicle fusion to presynaptic active zone membrane; intracellular protein transport; exocytosis. Gene Ontology annotation, molecular function: SNARE binding; SNAP receptor activity.